AUGAACCAGAGAAAAAAAUCUAUUUAUGUUUCUCUAAUUCUCCUCACAAUUAUAAACUCUUUUGCGCGCUCUCUCUCUCGCUCUCUUUCGCUUUUUCGCGCUCGCUCUCUUUCGCUCGCUCUCUUUCGCUCUCAUUCCCAAAUAUUUUUUGUCUAUUUUUUUUUUUCUCUUUUUCAAUAUUCAAUAUUUUCUUUUUUUUUCCUUCUUUCUUCUUCAUUCCUUCCUCUGUAUAUUUUUCUUUUUUCAAUAUUCAAUAAUGUUUUUUUUUUCUUUCCUUCCUCUUCUUUCCAUAUUCCUUCCUCUGUAUAUUUUUCUCUUUUCAAUAUUCAAUGUGUUUUUCUUUUCUUUUCCUUCCUCUUCUUCUUCGUCUCCAUAUUCCUCUGUAUAUUUUCUCUUUUUCAAUAUUAUUUUCUUUUUCUUUCCUUCCUCUUCUUCUUCGUCUCCAUAUUCCUUCCUCUGUAUAUUUUUCUCUUUUUCAAUAUUCAAUGUGUUUUCUUUUCUUUCCUUUCUUCUUCUUCGUCUCCAUAUUUCAUAUUUUUUCUCUUUUUCAAUAUUCAAUGUGUUUUCUUUUUCUUUCCUUCCUCUUCGUCUCCAUAUUCCUUCCUCUGUAUAUUUUUCUCUUUUUCAAUAUUCAAUGUGUUUUCUUUUCCUUCCUCUUCUUCUUCGUCUCCAUAUUCCUUCCUCUGUAUAUUUUUCUCUUUUUCAAUAUUCAAUGUGUUUUCUUUUUCUUUCCUUCUUCUUCGUCUCCAUAUUCCUUCCUCCUCUUUUCAAUAUUCAAUGUGUUUUCUUUUUCUUUCCUUCCUCUUCUUUUCGUCUCCAUAUUCCUUUCUGUAUAUUUUUCUCUUUUUUCAAUAUUCAAUGUGUUGUUUUCUUUUUCCUUUCCUUCUCCAUAUUCUUUCGUAUAUUUUCUCCAUAUUCUCUUCCUCUGUAUAUUUUUUCUUUUUCAAUAUUCAAUGUGUUUUUCUUUUUUUCCUUUCCUUCUUCUUCGUCUCCAUAUUCCUUCCUCUGUAUAUUUUCUCUUUUUCAAUAUUCAAUGUCUUUUUCUUUUUUCUUUCCUUCCUUCUUUCGUCUCCAUAUUCCUUCCUCUGUAUAUUUUUCUCUUUUCAAUAUUCAAUGUGUUUUCUUUUUCUUUCCUUCUCUUCUUCUUCGUCUCCAUAUUCCUUCUCCAUAUAUAUUUUCUCUUUUUCAAUAUUCAAUGUGUUUUCUUUUUCUUUCCUUCCUCUUCUUCUUUUCCAUAAUAUUCAAUGUGUUUUUUUUUUCCUUCCUCUUCUUCUUCGUCUCAUAUUCCUUCCUCUGUAUAUUUUCUCUUUUCAAUAUUCAAUUCUUCAUCGUCUCCAUAUUUCCUUUUUUCCUCUGUAUAUUUUUCUCUUUUUCAAUAUUCAAUGUGUUUUCUUUUUCUUUCCUUCCUCUUCUUCUUCGUCUCCAUAUUCCUUCCUCUGUAUAUUUUUCUCUUUUUCAAUAUUCAAUGUGUUUUCUUUUUCUUUCCUUCCUCUUCUUCUUCGUCUCCAUAUUCCUUCCUCUGUAUAUUUUUCUCUUUUUCAAUAUUCAAUGUGUUUUCUUUUUCUUUCCUUCCUCUUCUUCUUCGUCUCCAUAUUCCUUCCUCUGUAUAUUUUUCUCUUUUUCAAUAUUCAAUGUGUUUUCUUUUUCUUUCCUUCCUCUUCUUCUUCGUCUCCAUAUUCCUUCCUCUGUAUAUUUUCUCUUUUUCAAUAUUCAAUGUGUUUUUCUUUUUCUUUCCUUCCUCUCUUCGUAUAUAUUUUUCUUUUUUUCAAUAUUCAAUGUGUUUUCUUUUUCUUUUUUCUUUUCUUCUCUCAUAUUCUUUCUGUAUAUUUUUCUCCAUUAUUCCUCUUCUUCUUCGUAUAUUUUUUCUCUUUUCAAUAUUCAAUGUGUUUUCUUUUUUCUUCUUCUUCUUCCUUCCUUUCGUCUCCCAUAUUCCUUUCCUUCUUGUAUAUUUUUUCUUUUCUUUUCAAUAUUCAAUGUGUUUUCUUUUUCUUUCCUUCCUCUUCUUCUUCGUCUCCAUAUUCCUUCCUCUGUAUAUUUUUCUCUUUUUCAAUAUUCAAUGUGUUUUCUUUUUCAAUUUCAAUGUGUUUUCUUUCCUUCCUCUUCUUCUUCGUCUCCAUAUUCCUUCCUCUGUAUAUUUUUCUCUUUUUCAAUAUUCAAUGUGUUUUCUUUUUCUUUCCUUCUUCUUCGUCUCCAUAUUCCUUCCUCUGUAUAUUUUUCUCUUUUUCAAUAUUCAAUGUGUUUUCUUUUUCUUUCCUUCCUCUUCUUCUUCGUCUCCAUAUUCCUUCUGUAUAUUUUCUCUUUUCAAUAUUCAAUGUGUUUUCUUUUCUUUCCUUCCUCUUCUUCUUGUCUCCAUAUUUUCCUCUGUAUAUUUUUCUUUUUUCAAUAUUCAAUAUGUUUUCUUUUUCUUUCCUUCCUUCUUCUUCGUCUCCAUAUUCCUUCCUCUGUAUAUUUUUUCUCUUUUCAAUAUUCAAUGUGUUUUCUUUUUUUUUCCUUCCUCUUCUUCUUCGUCUCCAUAUUCCUUCCUCUGUAUAUUUUCUCUUUUCAAUAUUCAAUGUGUUUUCUUUUCUUUCCUUCCUCUUCUUCUUCGUCUCCAUAUUCCUUCCUCUGUAUAUUUUCUCUUUUUUCAAUAUUCAAUGUGUUUUUUUCUUUUUCCUCUUCUUUUCCUUCUUCGUCUCAAUGUGUUUUUUUUUUUAUUCCUUCCUCUGUAUAUUUUUUCUCUUUUUCAAUAUUCAAUGUGUUUUCUUUUUCUUUUUUCUUCUUCUUCGUCUCCAUAUUCCUUCCUCUGUAUAUUUUCUCUUUUUCAAUAUUCAAUAUUUUUUUUCUUUUCUUUCCUUCCUCUUCGUCUCCAUAUUCCUUCCUCUGUAUAUUUUUCUCUUUUUCAAUAUUCAAUGUGUUUUCUUUUUCUUUCCUUCUUCUUCGUCUCCAUAUUCCUUCCUCUGUAUAUUUUUCUCUUUUUCAAUAUUCAAUGUGUUUUCUUUUUCUUUCCUUCUUCUUCGUCUCCAUAUUCCUUCCUCUGUAUAUUUUUCUCUUUUUCAAUAUUCUUCUUCGUGUUUUCUUUCUGUAUAUUUUUCUUUUUCAAUAUUCAAUGUGUUUUCUUUUCUUCUUCUCUCUCCAUAUUCCUUCCUCUGUAUAUUUUCUCUUUUUCAAUAUUCAAUGUUUGUUUUCUUUCCUUCUUUUCUUUUCCUUCCUCUUCUUCUUCGUCUCCAUAUUCCUUCCUCUGUAUAUUUUUUCUCUUUUCAAUAUUCAAUGUGUUUUCUUUUUCUUUCCUUCUUCUUCGUCUCCAUAUUUUUUCUGUAUAUUUUCUCUUUUUCAAUAUUCAAUGUGUUUCUUUUUUUCCUUCUUCUUCGUCUCCAUAUUCCUUAUUUUCUCUCUUUUCAAUAUUCAAUGUGUUUUCUUUUUCUUUCCUUCCUCUUCGUCUCCAAGUUCCUUCCUCUGACUUCUUCCUCAAUAUUGUAUGUUUUCUUUUUUUCCUCUUUUUCAAUAUUCAAUGUAUUUUCUCCAAUGUGUUUUCCUUCUUCUUUCAUAUUCCUUCCUCUGUAUAUUUUUUCUCUUUUCAAUAUUCAAUGUGUUUUUUCUUUUUCUUUCCUUCUUCUUCUUCCUUCCUCUGUAUAUUUUCUCUUUUUCAAUAUUCAAUGUGUUUUCUUUUUCUUUCCUUCUUCUUGUCUCCAUAUUCCUUCCUCUGUAUAUUUUCUCUUUUCAAUAUUAUUCAAUGUGUUUUCUCUUUUUCAAUAUUCAAUGUGUUUUCCUUUCCUUCUUCUUCUCCAUAUUCCUUCCUCUGUAUAUUUUCUCUUUUCAAUAUUCAAUGUGUUUUCUUCUUUUCCUUCCCUCUGUAUAUUUUUCUCUUUUCAAUAUUCAAUGUGUUUUCUUUUUCUUUCUUCUUCUUCGUCUCAUAUUCCUUCCUCUGUAUAUUUUCUCUUUUCAAUAUUCAAUAUUUUUUUUUCUUUCCUUCUUCUUCGUCUCCAUAUUCCUUCCUCUGUAUAUUUUCUCUUUUUCAAUAUUCAAUGUGUUUUCUUUCCUUCUUCUUCGUCUCCAUAUUCCUUUUUCUCUUUUCAAUAUUUUUCUCCUUCCAAAUUUUCAAUGUGUUUUUCUUUUUCUUUCCUUCUUCUUCGUCUCCAUAUUUCCUUCCUCUGA
Messenger RNA from Acanthosepion pharaonis, 4131 nucleotides. The record is from the annotation of a GenBank genome assembly. NCBI's taxonomy places the organism in Eukaryota, Metazoa, Mollusca, Cephalopoda, Sepiida, Sepiidae.